Molecule: messenger RNA, 1271 nt
Organism: Megalops cyprinoides (Indo-Pacific tarpon)
Lineage: Eukaryota; Metazoa; Chordata; Actinopteri; Elopiformes; Megalopidae
Gene: ccdc33
Product: coiled-coil domain containing 33
Exons: 11
Coding region: 50-1264 (404 amino acids)
Cellular component (GO): peroxisome
Source: RefSeq, a predicted model, not a curated record
CAGAAGUUUAGACAGCUCUUGUGAUAAGACAUUGGUAGGUUACCUUUCAAUGCAAGCUGCUACGAAGGAAGCCACUCUCCCUGCCAAUAGAAAGCUCCAGAGAAAUGGCCACAAUCUGCCAUCGUACGAUGCCCUGGCGGAGAUCUUGCCGGAGUACCAGUACCUGUUCAGGGUGCCAAAAGCUGGGCUUCAUGACACCGAACAACACAAGCCCCGCCAGGCGGGUGGAAAGGGUGGGGCUGCGGAGAACGAGCAGCACAGAUCUCAGGACAGCCAUGCGCUAAACCAGACGUACCGCGUGCAGUCCCCACAUAGGAGGCCCCCCGUCCCGGAUUUUGAAGAAGACCCCAACACGGCAGAAGUUACUGAGCACCAAACAAGAGAGUUGGAGAACUACCGCACAGCCAUGCGGAAGAUGGCCGAGGACAUCAUCGCUCUGCGCAGACAGGUAGGUGGGCUGGAGUCAGAGAACAGCCGUCUGCGCAGUGAGCUCAGCCUUCACCAGGACCUGGGCCGCACCCUGCUGGAGGACACCGACAUCGAUGUGAUGACCAAAGCUGAGAUCGCUGACCGAAUCGCAUCCCUGAAGUUCAAGCUGGCCAGUGAGAGCAACACAGUGACGUCACAGAGAGACACCAUCCAGCAGCUGCAGAAUGAGCUCAUAAAGAAGAAUGAUGGGGAGAAGGAGCUGCUGAGGCUGCAGAGAGCUCACCAGCAGCAGCAGGCUGUGCUACAACGCUACCAGAACCGGCUGGCCCGCGUCACAGGGCUGGAGGCCACGGUGCGCCAGCAAGAGAAGGUCAUUGAGAAGAUGGAGAAGGUGCUGGACAGCAGGCUGAAGGGGAAGAAUAAAGAAAACGCAGAGAGGAACCAGAAAGAGGGCAGAAGGAGAGAAAUAGAGUCCGUGCUGACCGCUGAGAACUCCCGUCUGAGGGCAGAGCUAGAGAAGCUCCAUCUCCAGCCAGCACCUGUCAUCAUCCAACAGCCAAUGCAGAUACAGGAGCCCUUCCCUGAGAGUGAGAAGCUGAGUCUGCUCACACAGCUGGAGAAGGCCCAGGCGCGCAUACGCUCGCUGGAGAGCCAGCUGGAAGAGAACUCUAGACGCUGGGGGAGGGAGAAGCAGGACAUGUUGACCAGGCUGAGCGAACAUGACCACGGCUUCGCCCGCACAUCAACCAUGAUCCUUCACGACCUCCCCCUGAAGAGUGUUUCCCACUCGAUGUCAGGUCCCGGGAGACGCAGGCAACUAGACCCACUGAACUGACCCCUUC